AUGAAUUCCUUCCAGAAGAUAUACAUCGGUCUGGCUUUCUUGCCCACUAUCAUCAUCUUCCACCUUGGUCAGCUUACACUUGUUGAUGGUCUAUAUCGAUAUCCAGAGGUUAGUUGCAUGCCGCACUUCGACAGCGUAUACGGAAAUCCAACUGCCUCCUGCUGGUUUGACUCCCAGACAAAGUUCAACUGCAGGAAAACAUCCUGCAAGUCAUUUGACCAUCCGGACCGCCCUUUCGGUAAACUUGCGUUUUCAGGUUGUGUACAUGACGGAGUACCAAAAAACGGUGUAGUACAUCCACGUAACUAUCACCAUUACCCUUCUGGUGACGAUAAAUGGCUCCCAGGCAAAUUCGGAUAUGUUGCUGCCUUUGACAGUAGCACUCAACUUUGGUAUAACUGCCCGUAUACUGCGAGCAAGGACAAUACAGAUAACUAUCAUUUACAUUGUAUAUAA
Puccinia graminis f. sp. tritici CRL 75-36-700-3 is the source of this 456-nucleotide messenger RNA. RefSeq lists its product as uncharacterized. The transcript is spliced from 5 exons. NCBI's taxonomy places the organism in Eukaryota, Fungi, Basidiomycota, Pucciniomycetes, Pucciniales, Pucciniaceae. The record is from RefSeq and is a predicted model, not a curated record. Bases 1 to 456 code for a protein of 151 amino acids.